Spinacia oleracea (spinach) is the source of this 1165-nucleotide messenger RNA. Its product is annotated as ribulose bisphosphate carboxylase small subunit, chloroplastic 2-like. The transcript is spliced from 3 exons. The coding region runs from base 429 to 971 and encodes 180 amino acids. Lineage: Eukaryota; Viridiplantae; Streptophyta; Magnoliopsida; Caryophyllales; Amaranthaceae. The record is from RefSeq and is a predicted model, not a curated record.
CUGAAAUUCAUAGCUAAAAAGGGUAGAAAUAUAAACAAAUUAAGGAUAGGUAGUAUCUCAUGAAUUCACCACCAUCACACAUUUUUCUUAUCAUCUUCCUUCUUAAGAUCAGAUAGGAUUUGGGUUUCUUCCACGUGGCACCUAUCCAUGGUGCUUAAUUUCCAUGCUGUAAUUAAAUUCAUAAAUAUACACAAACAUUAUUAAAAUUCCUCAAUUCCCUAACCUUGCGUGUGUGGUCGCUGAAGUGUAAUGUCAUCACUUAACAAAACCAACGGCUAAGAUUAUCCUAAAAUCAUAUCCACUUCUUUAAAAUAACACAGUAGUAUUAUAUAUAGAAAGAGUUGUAACAUAGAAAUUAACUAAGCAAGAGAUCGAGUUUGUAUAAUACUAAUAAUAGUAAGCAAAGAGGAGUGAGUAAGUGUUACAAAAUGGCUUCCUCCGUCCUCUCCUCCGCCGCUGUCGCCACCGUCAGCCGUACCCCGGCUCAAGCCAGCAUGGUGGCUCCUUUCACCGGCUUGAAGUCUACCGUAGGCUUCCCUGCCACCAAGAAGAACGAUGACAUUACCUCCCUUGCUAGCAACGGUGGAAGAGUCCAGUGCAUGAAGGUAUGGCCAACACAAAACAUGAAGAGGUACGAGACUCUAUCGUACCUUCCACCUCUUACCACAGACCAGUUGGCGCGGCAGGUCGAUUACCUUCUUAACAAUAAAUGGGUUCCUUGCUUAGAAUUCGAGACUGAACAUGGAUUUGUAUACCGUGAGCACCACAAUUCCCCAGGGUACUAUGACGGUCGUUACUGGACAAUGUGGAAGUUGCCGAUGUUCGGGUGCACUGACCCGGCCCAGGUUUUGAAUGAGCUCGAAGAAUGCAAGAAGGAGUACCCCAACGCCUUCAUCCGUAUCAUUGGAUUCGACAGCAACCGUCAAGUCCAAUGUGUCAGUUUCAUUGCCUACAAGCCUGAAGGCUACUAAUAAAUGAAUCAAGAAAGUUUGUGUAUUAUUUGUUGAUCAAGUAUAGUUAGUCCUUUGAAAACAUUUUUUUCUUCCGCAUAAGUUUGUCUUUUUUCGGAUUUUUAAUGCAAUGGGAAAGUUGAGCUUUGUACUCUAUGGGAAAUAAUAGCUUAUCCCUAACAAUUAUAUACAAAGUAUUUAUAUUUAUAGUUUGA